Messenger RNA from Penicillium argentinense, 1761 nucleotides. RefSeq names its product MFS transporter. The record is from RefSeq and is a predicted model, not a curated record. The coding region runs from base 1 to 1761 and encodes 586 amino acids. Gene Ontology annotation, molecular function: transmembrane transporter activity. Gene Ontology annotation, biological process: transmembrane transport. NCBI's taxonomy places the organism in Eukaryota, Fungi, Ascomycota, Eurotiomycetes, Eurotiales, Aspergillaceae. The transcript is spliced from 3 exons.
AUGGAGCCCACCGGCUCAACAUCCCUCCGCGAAAGCACCUCGCCAGGACAGCCUACAGGCAGCUCCAGCGAAAGCGACAAUCUAGCCACAGUCCCAACAAAUCGCGAUGGGCGCUCCUCAAUCUACGAAGCCGUCCGCACCAACACUCUCUCCCGCCGCCCAACAAACCUGAACAACGUCGAGCUCGAACGCAUCAACACCUACCGACUCCAACAUCGCUCGACCGUCGGCUCCGGCCCAGCCGUCCCCCCUACCGAAUGGCUCCCAAUGGGCGCCGGCAAGCCCUAUCCGCCCGGCCUGCCAGACCCGGAACAAUUCGUGGUGGAAUUCACGGGCUCCGACGAUCCCAUACAUCCGCAGAACUGGUCGCUCGGUCGAAGGGUGGCAAUCUCCGCGACAUUGGCGUAUACGACCUUUGUUUCUUCCUUCGCGAGUGCCAUUUACUCCUCGGCUGUUACCGAGAUCGCACCGUACUUCCAUGUUAGUACGGAGGUUGCGAUUCUCGGCGUCACGCUGUAUGUUCUGGGUUUUGCGUCUGGACCGACAUUAUGGGCCCCGAUGAGUGAGCUUAUCGGAAGAAGACUGCCCAUACUACUGGGGAUGUUCGGUUACUCGCUCUUCACCGUUGCGACAGCUACAUCGAAAGACGUGCAGACCUUGAUGCUAACCCGCUUCUUCGCGGGGUUCUUCUCCGCCAGUCCAAUCGCCAUUGUCCCUGCCGUGUUCGCGGAUAUUUGGGAUAAUGCCACACGCGGCGUGGCGAUUGCCAUGUUCGCAAUGGCGGUGUUUGUGGGUCCGUUUGCGUCGCCUUUUACCGGUGGCUUUAUUACGAUGUCGCAUCUUGGGUGGAGGUGGACUAUGUACAUCUCCUGCAUUAUGGGGUUUUUGGCACUGGGGUUGUGUCUGCUGUUUCUCAAGGAGACGUAUGCGCCGGCGAUCCUGGUUGAGAAGGCUAAGACGCUACGGCGACAGACCCAUAAUUGGGGGAUUCGCGCGAGGCAGGAGGAGGUUGAGCUUGAUUGGGGUGAGCUCAUUACGAAUAAUUUUAGUAGGCCGUUUCGGAUGUUAUUUACUGAGCCGAUUGUCUUUUUGAUCUCACUGUGGAUGAGUUUCGUCUACGGACUGAUGUACGCACUACUGGGUGCAUACCCAGUCGUAUUCCAAGGAAUCCACCGCAUGAACCUCGGCGUCGGCAGUCUCCCAUUCAUCGGCCUGAUCAUCGGCGAGCUUCUCGCCGGUGUCUACAUUCUCUACGACCAGAAAGCAUACACGAAAAAGCUAGCCGACAACAACAACAUCCCCAUUCCCGAGUGGAGGCUUCCACCUUCCAUCCUUGGUGGCGUAUGCUUCACCGUCGGACUGUUCUGGUUCGGCUGGACCGGUUGGACCAAGUCGAUUCACUGGAUGGCACCGACAGCGAGUGGAGUCAUUACAGGAUUCGGGAUCUAUGUGAUCUUCCUGCAGUGUUUUAACUAUUUGAUUGACUCGUACCUGACAUUCGCCGCAUCUGUGUUUGCCGCAAACACGAUCAUUCGAUCUGCAGUCGGAGCUGCGUUCCCUCUUUUCUCGAAGCAGAUGUUCCAAAACUUGGGGGUGCAGUGGGCUGGGACGCUCCUUGGAUGUUUGGCUCUCAUCAUGGUACCGAUUCCGCUGGCGUUCAUCAAGUGGGGCCCAGCUCUGAGGAAGAAGUCGAAGUUUGCACCCACAUUCGGGCCGAGUGAGACUGCAGCUGCGGAGAAGGAGCCUCGCGCGUCUGUAUAG